AGUAGUGGUUCGGCGAAAAAAGUACAUAAUCGCAGUAGGUACCGGGUACAGUCCUUAUCCUUGAAAUAAAAUCUUCCUUAUCGUCGCAUUUAAUGCAGUUGAAUUUAAACAUUACAACGUUCGCACACUCUAUCAGACGGUUUGUCAAUAAAAUUAUUUCGUUUUUCUAAAUAUUGUUUUGAGUUAAUAAUCACUAUUGUUCGUCUAAAAAAAUGCGGGAAAACGUGGUGAACGAGUUAAUCGUAAGAUUAACAAUGUAAGCCAAUUAUCCUCCUAAGGACGCAUGACCUAACACACGGUUAUAAAGUUUCAUUGUGUUAGUUAAAUUAGUACCUAGCAGUGAUAAACAACGGUAGAAGUGAAUUUAAUUCUUUUUUUGUGACAAGUGCCAAAGAAAGUUUUUAUUGACAUAAAUUGUUCGUUCAAGAGAAAAAUUAAUACGUAUUUUCGGAAUCAAAAGGAAUAAGAUAAUUACUUUUUACACGGUUAAUUAAUUAACAGUUGUUUAUUAAAUUUAAUGUCUUAUUUUAAAUUCAAAUAAAAAUGUAAUUUAGUUGUCGUUAGUGAACUAGUUUUCGCGUGGAACUACGGUGAAAAGAAAUUGUGAAAAUUAAAUAAAAUUCGAAUCUAUUUAAAGCUCUGUGUUUCGUGUUCCUCUAGCUGAUUUUGCCUAACAAUGGGGAUGGUAUAUAUGGGUGCAUUCAAAGUGGCUUUAACUCUAGGAUUAACCUAUACAGUCGUAACUAAGAACUCUUACAGUCGAAGAAGUGUACCGAGAUCGAGACCAAUUUGCUGCACUUGUAAGGGAAGUUGCGGCUCCCGAUGUAGGCAGAAUGGGCAUUGAAAUUUUAUCGUUUACCAUCAAAGAUGUAUUCGACAAUGUUGAAUACCUGUCAUCCCUUGGGAAAGCACAAACAGCCAUGGUUAAAAGGGAUGCAGAUGCAGGUGUUGCAGAAGCCAAUAGAGACGCAGGAAUAAGGGAAGCAGAAUGUCAGAAGCAAGCAAUGGAUGUGAAAUAUGCUACUGAUACAAAAAUUGAAGAUAACACAAGAAUGUUCAAGCUGCAGAAAGCUAACUUCGACCAAGAAAUUAACACUGCCAAAGCGGAAGCCCAAUUAGCAUACGAACUUCAAGCUGCGAAAAUACGUCAAAAAAUUCGUAGCGAAGAAAUACAAAUAGAUGUUGUCGAACGAAAGAAACAAAUAGAAGUGGAACAUCAAGAAGUUAAACGAAAAGAAAAAGAAUUAAAUGCUACAGUACGUUUACCAGCAGAAGCGGAAAGCUUUAGACUACAAGCAUUGGCCGAAGGAAAUCGAACGCAAACAAUUCAAGUGGCCAAAGCAGAAGCUGAAAAGAUAAAGAAAAUCGGCGAGGCUGAGGCUACUGCAAUCGGGAUGGUUGGUAAAGCAGAAGCCGAAGGAAUGCGCCUGAAGGCUCAGGUGUAUAAACAAUACGGUGAUGCCGCCAUAAUGUCACUCGUUCUAGAAGCCUUACCAAAGAUCGCUGCGGAAGUAGCGGCACCGCUUGCGAAAACGGAAGAGAUUGUUCUGAUUGGCGGUUCGGAUAAUACGACCGCGGAAAUUUCUCGUCUCGUCGGUCAGAUUCCGCCUGCAGUUAAUGCCUUAACCGGUGUCGACUUGUCGAAGGUGCUUGGAAAAGUUCCCGGCGCAACGACCACCACCAACACUAAGCAUACCGUGGCUGUUAAAUAGGUUAGAUAGAUAGUUUUUAAUAUUUUACUCUUGAAUUAUGAUGAUGAUGAUGGUAUUAAAAAUAUGAUAUAUAUUUUCAAAAUAACUGCAAGUAAAUAUAAUAGUCUAAUGAAAUUUUAAGAAGGAAAGAUAAUCGACCAAUUUCUAGGAUAACUACUUCCAAGUAAAAAUUAUUACCGUUCAUGAAAGUAACUAUAUACGUUUUGAAUGUUUUCAAAUUUGCUUGACACAUUUUUGUAGAAUACUCCUAAACAAUUUCGCUGACAUUAAAAAUGUAGAAACGGUUUUAAAUACCUUAGUCAGAAAAUCUUUUUUUAAGUAAAUAACGCAUUUUCAUUAUUAUUUGUUCAAAAACGGUGGUUACCAAGUUAAUUUCCUAAUUAGGUACUAUGUUGUAUAUUUUGUAUUAAUCACAUACAUUUAUUAUUCGACAAUGAUCGAAACUGUUUUUAUUGCUUUUAUUGUUUUGUUUAGUAAUUGUUAUUGAUAAGAACUUGCAGUUAUUUAUUGCAUAAUUACAUUUCAGUGAUUGAAAUAUCCACAUUUUUUCAAACUUUUUGAUUGGGAGUGACACCGAUACUUUCAUAAAUAUCAAAAUAAUUGUGUUCUUUAGGCAAUAACAACAGACUUUUGAAAUAGAAUACAUUUCGUUAUUAUUUUACUUUACCUGUGCUUGCCAAAGAUUAAUUUUGUUGUAAAAAAGGCAUUUCUACAAACUUCGAUAUGCAAAAAAAUGAAAUGUUUUGCGAUCAAAAAUUAAAUCUCUUAUGCUUACGAUUUUUAGACUGCCUUCACAAAAUUGAUUUUUAAUAAUCUAACUUAAUUGAAGACAUUUUUUUAUUACAUCUACAUUUGUAUUUUUAUUUCUGUAAUUAUCUACUUAAAUAGUAGGAGAAUAAUGUCAGUGGUUGAUUGCAAAACAUUGUCAUUAAUAAAUCUGCAAUAGUGGAAAAUUCGCUAUAUUCCAAACCUGUUUAAUAUUACAAAAUCGUGUCCUGUAAUUGUUAUACAUUUUUAUCGAUAACGCGUACCUAUGUAAUUUCGUUGUAUUCGUGUUUUAUGUACUGUUCUUGAUACGUAAAAUUCAUACUCUGUUUCUAUAAUACAAGACUUGCAGCGAUGUGUUCAAAUUCGUAAUACACUUAGAACAUUUUUGUAAAAAGUUAUUAUUCAUUUAGGUUAAUUAUAAAAGUGUGUAUACAUAGAUAUUGAUCUACCGUAAUAAUUUCCAAAUAUUUUAGUACGAGAUAGAAAUUGUUAUUUUUUAGUAGUUGCAAGAAAGCAUCCAUACUCAUUCACGUUUCGCUUCUAUAAAAAGAUAUUUUCACUGAUGACUACUUAUGCAUAAAUAUGUUUCUAAUAAGCAGCAGAUAAUAUUAAAUGAUAGUAUGUAGUUUAAAAGGUUUUCAAAAUUCAACUUUCAAGUUUUUAUAAUUUUGUUCAGAAAACAGGAACAAAAACUGUAUAAUCACAUUUCUCCUAGGGUGGUUCCUACCCCUUUUUCUGGACUUAAAACUUUUCAUUUUAUAAUAGUCAAAAUUUCAGUAGCUGUAACUUGGAGGGUUUUCAAAAUUCAACGUUCAAAUUUUAAUAGUUUUGUCCAGGAGACGUAGGAACAAAAACUGUAUAUUCACAUUUUUACCAGGGUGGUUCCUACCCCAUUUUCUGGACUUAAAACUUUUCAUUUUCAUAUAGUCAGAAUUUCAGUAGUUGUAACUUGGAGGGUUUUCAAAAUUCAACUUUCAAAUUUUAAUAGUUUUGUCCAGGAGACGUAGGAACAAAAACUGUAUAUUCACAUUUUUACCAGGGUGGUUCCUACCCCAUUUUCUGGACUUAAAACUUUUCAUUUUCAUAUAGUCAGAAUUUCAGUAGUUGUAACUUGGAGGGUUUUCAAAAUUCAACUUUCAAAUUUUAAUAGUUUUGUCCAGGAGACGUAGGAACAAAAACUGUAUAUUCACAUUUUUACCAGGGUGGUUCCUACCCCAUUUUCUGGACUUAAAACUUUUCAUUUUCAUAUAGUCAGAAUUUCAGUAGUUGUAACUUGGAGGGUUUUCAAAAUUCAACUUUCAAAUUUUAAUAGUUUUGUCCAGGAGACGUAGGAACAAAAACUGUAUAUUCACAUUUUUACCAGGGUGGUUCCUACCCCAUUUUCUGGACUUAAAACUUUUCAUUUUCAUAUAGUCAGAAUUUCAGUAGUUGUAACUUGGAGGGUUUUCAAAAUUCAACUUUCAAAUUUUAAUAGUUUUGUCCAGGAGACGUAGGAACAAAAACUGUAUAUUCACAUUUUUACCAGGGUGGUUCCUACCCCAUUUUCUGGACUUAAAACUUUUCAUUUUCAUAUAGUCAGAAUUUCAGUAGUUGUAACUUGGAGGGUUUUCAAAAUUCAACUUUCAAAUUUUAAUAGUUUUGUCCAGGAGACGUAGGAACAAAAACUGUAUAUUCACAUUUUUACCAGGGUGGUUCCUACCCCAUUUUCUGGACUUAAAACUUUUCAUUUUCAUAUAGUCAGAAUUUCAGUAGUUGUAACUUGGAGGGUUUUCAAAAUUCAACUUUCAAAUUUUAAUAGUUUUGUCCAGGAGACGUAGGAACAAAAACUGUAUAUUCACAUUUUUACCAGGGUGGUUCCUACCCCAUUUUCUGGACUUAAAACUUUUCAUUUUCAUAUAGUCAGAAUUUCAGUAGUUGUAACUUGGAGGGUUUUCAAAAUUCAACUUUCAAAUUUUAAUAGUUUUGUCCAGGAGACGUAGGAACAAAAACUGUAUAUUCACAUUUUUACCAGGGUGGUUCCUACCCCAUUUUCUGGACUUAAAACUUUUCAUUUUCAUAUAGUCAGAAUUUCAGUAGUUGUAACUUGGAGGGUUUUCAAAAUUCAACUUUCAAAUUUUAAUAGUUUUGUCCAGGAGACGUAGGAACAAAAACUGUAUAUUCACAUUUUUACCAGGGUGGUUCCUACCCCAUUUUCUGGACUUAAAACUUUUCAUUUUCAUAUAGUCAGAAUUUCAGUAGUUGUAACUUGGAGGGUUUUCAAAAUUCAACUUUCAAAUUUUAAUAGUUUUGUCCAGGAGACGUAGGAACAAAAACUGUAUAUUCACAUUUUUACCAGGGUGGUUCCUACCCCAUUUUCUGGACUUAAAACUUUUCAUUUUCAUAUAGUCAGAAUUUCAGUAGUUGUAACUUGGAGGGUUUUCAAAAUUCAACUUUCAAAUUUUAAUAGUUUUGUCCAGGAGACGUAGGAACAAAAACUGUAUAUUCACAUUUUUACCAGGGUGGUUCCUACCCCAUUUUCUGGACUUAAAACUUUUCAUUUUCAUAUAGUCAGAAUUUCAGUAGUUGUAACUUGGAGGGUUUUCAAAAUUCAACUUUCAAAUUUUAAUAGUUUUGUCCAGGAGACGUAGGAACAAAAACUGUAUAUUCACAUUUUUACCAGGGUGGUUCCUACCCCAUUUUCUGGACUUAAAACUUUUCAUUUUCAUAUAGUCAGAAUUUCAGUAGUUGUAACUUGGAGGGUUUUCAAAAUUCAACUUUCAAAUUUUAAUAGUUUUGUCCAGGAGACGUAGGAACAAAAACUGUAUAUUCACAUUUUUACCAGGGUGGUUCCUACCCCAUUUUCUGGACUUAAAACUUUUCAUUUUCAUAUAGUCAGAAUUUCAGUAGUUGUAACUUGGAGGGUUUUCAAAAUUCAACUUUCAAAUUUUAAUAGUUUUGUCCAAGAGACGUAGGAACAAAAACUGUAUAUUCACAUUUUUACCAGGGUGGUUCCUACCCCCUUUCCUGGACUUAAAACUUUUCAUUUUAUAAUAGUCAAAAUUUCAGUAGCUGUAACUUGGAGGGUUUUCAAAAUUCAACUUUCAAAUUUUAAUAAUUUUGUCCAGGAGACGUAGGAACAAAAACUGUAUAAUCACAUUUCUCCUAGGGCGGUUCCUACCCCUCUUUCUGGACUUAAAAUUUUUCAUUUUCUUAUAGUCAAAAUUUCAGUAGCUGUCACUUAAAGGGUUUUCAAAAUUCAACUUUAAAUUUUUAAUAGUUUUGUUCAGGAAGCGUAGGAAGAGGAAUUGUAUAAUCAAAUUUUUCCUAGGGCGGUUGUUACUUCCCCAUUUUCGUACUUAAACUGCACAAGUUGUUGCUUAUUGGGUUUCUAAAAUUCUAUGUUUAAAUUUGAAUAGUUUUGUCUUUGAAACAGGAACAAAAGCUGUAUGGUUACAUUCUUCCUAAUGCGAUUCUUAACCCCUAUUGUCGUGCAUGAAUUUAGGAAGCCAUGGACGGAGUGGUUGUUAACCCCUUUCCUGAAUUUGAAACAUGCUAUUUCGUAAUAGUCAAAUGGCAAUGUGCGUAGGCGAUAGAAUUUUGAAGACUCUCAAUAAAUUUUCAUUGUUAGGGCUAAAGAACGUACAAGCAAGAACUAAUUUUAAUUUGCAUGUGCAUAUAAGAGAAGCGAAACGCAUAAUUUUAGUUUUAAAAUUAGUUUUGCAGAAAAUAAUAUUUUUACCCCAAUUUACAAUAAAAUGUUGUUUUUAAAAAGCCAGUCGUGUAGUGCGUAACUAAAUGUAUGGACAUAUUUUUGUACUUCAUAGUUACUUAAAA
Agrilus planipennis (emerald ash borer) is the source of this 6293-nucleotide messenger RNA. Its product is annotated as flotillin-2. NCBI's taxonomy places the organism in Eukaryota, Metazoa, Arthropoda, Insecta, Coleoptera, Buprestidae. The record is from RefSeq and is a predicted model, not a curated record. Bases 834 to 1712 code for a protein of 292 amino acids. The transcript has 6 exons. Gene Ontology annotation, cellular component: plasma membrane. Gene Ontology annotation, biological process: protein localization to plasma membrane; regulation of myoblast differentiation.